GACAAGCUUAGCGGCGCCAACUGUGAAGUACAGGCGAGAUCAUGGCGGAUAACAAGCAAAGCAGGAGAAGUUUCUCCGACGAUGGAGGGCCGCAGGAGGAGGGAGACAGAGUGAAAACUAAGCCUGUGUCUUGUAGCACUGUGGGAGGAAAGGGGGUCCCUGUCAAACGCACAUCUCAGCUCCUCACCCCUGAGGAUGAAGACGAGUCCUCUGACCAACCCGCGCCCUCCAAAGCCUCCAAAAUCGGCUUUAGCAUGAGCAGCAAGAUGACGACGAAAUCAAACCCCAUCUCCAUCAAACUAGGAGCAUCAAAACCCAAAGAGCCUGUACCAUCAGCUCCUCCAAAAAAGCUCGGGGUGGCGUCUGUUUUUGACGAAGAUGAUGAUAGUGAACCAGAAGAGAUGCCUCCAGAAGCAAAGAUGAGGAUGAAGAACGUCGGCAGGGAGACUCCAACAUCUGCUGGACCUAAUUCCUUCAACAAGGGCAAGCAGGGCUUUUCUGAUAAUCAGAAACUCUGGGAGAGAAAAAUGAAGACCCAGCCUGAAAACUCAUAAAUCACAACUAAGUUUUGUCACUAAUCAGAUUUUUGUACAGUUUAACCGUGUCUGUUAUCUGUGAAAGCACAAUUUUUUUUUCUUAUUGUUGCCUUUUUUUAAGCAACUUGUCAGCUUUUUGAAUGUCACUCAUAAAAUAAUCUUUUCAGUCGUCUCUGGUUAAGACUGAGGUUGUAUUUCCUCUUCUGAGCUCCACUGGUUGACUCUACAGCCAGUAUCUCACUGGGCUGGGACUCUUGGACGUUAGUUUGUGAACAGCGUUCUGGAGGGAGUCUCCAAAAUGUCUCAAAACGUUUUCUGUCGUUUUCAAUGUUUUUGCUUGAGGUAUUGAGACUCGGAUCUGUCGCGGGCGUCUCCAAACCUCAGUUUGGUUUCUGCUACUUCGAAAGAGCGAGAAACGUGAGCAAACUUUGGGAGGGUUUGGCUAAAACUAAACUGUGACUGAUCGAAGACAAAAGAGA
Nematolebias whitei (Rio pearlfish) is the source of this 1015-nucleotide messenger RNA. RefSeq names its product PEST proteolytic signal-containing nuclear protein. Lineage: Eukaryota; Metazoa; Chordata; Actinopteri; Cyprinodontiformes; Rivulidae. The transcript has 5 exons. Bases 42 to 554 code for a protein of 170 amino acids. Gene Ontology annotation, cellular component: nucleus. The record is from RefSeq and is a predicted model, not a curated record. Gene Ontology annotation, biological process: protein ubiquitination; proteasome-mediated ubiquitin-dependent protein catabolic process.